AUGGUCGAGUGCGCCAGUAGAUACAAUCUGAUCGAUUCGUCUACGUCGGAGUCACCAACAGAAACUUCAAUUGAUCUGAAAGACCCUCAUGCCAGACCUAUAAGCCGCCGCAUGCAUCAUGGCAGCAUUGCUAUGACGGCCGUUCUUUACAGUUUCUCAUUAAAGGGCGUCCUCGGUCGUUGGGAGAGACGCUGGUUCAGUGCAUUGGCCAUUUUUCUCUCGUCGCUGGUGAGCCUGAGCACGGGUUCGCUUCUAGGCUUAUUAGGCAGCAUGAUUCGUUGGCCUUUGCUAGCACGUAAGCUCUACACAGCAGUUGAUGUCGACCUAAUUCUAGGCAUAUCAAAUCCAACUGGGGCUGCUAAGCUCAUCUGGAUACAUACUGUGCACAAAAGAAAGUGGUGUGUUACCACAGUAACCGUUUUGGUCUAUUUACUCGCCAAUAUCAUUGGCCGGCUUAGUGUCGCUGCAUUCGGAUUGACCUUUGAUUUGAACGAAGAACAACGAAUAGAGUACCCUACCAGUAUAACUAACUGGAACACAAAAGACUGGGGAGAAUACGUAACUUACUCGUACUAUUUGAGAGAUUACCGCCGUGAAGAAAUUACGAAAUCCAAUACUAGUGUGGUCCACAGUUCAUCCAGGUGUUCUGGGGGAACUAUGUCGCUACGUGAAAACCAGGAGAGGGUGGUCGAUUAUGGUGACGUUAUAGAUACUGCAAUAUUUGACAUUAUUCUGAAAACCAUUUAUAUGAUGGAAAUAGAUUGUUACACGUGUACUAGUCAUAAUAACAGCAUACCGGGGCUUGGGCUACUCGAAUCGUCCAACAGCAACACCUACAAUGCUUCAAAUCUUCUCCAUCGAGUUGGUCAUUUUGACUACAGGUGGCAAGAAAUAGGGAAAGACACUGUAUACGGUGUGAGAUCUUACUCUGAUAGAGAGUAUGACGAACACUUCGCAACCGGGCUCGGCACUCCUGCCCAUCUUGCAGCACGUCUCCCUAUUCUCGCCAUCUUAGGUGCUGACAUGCAGCUGCCAAAGGUGACAAAAAUCCCAGGCGCAUCUGAGCGACUAUUCAUCGAUGUCAGAUUGAAAGUCAAACUCAAGGAACCAAUUAUGGUCCUCUUUUGUAUCUUUGGAGGUCAAAUACUGGCUAUCGGCGUUGUUCUUUUCUAUUGUAGGAAGGUUUUCAUAAGAGAUCAUACCAGCAGUCUUUCUAUUGCCAGAUUGCUGAAAACGACCAUGGAAGACGUGGAAGGAAUGAGUACAUGUACGGGCGAGGAACUUGCCGAACAUCUAGAUAGCAAGGGUGUGAUGAUGAGAUAUGGAACACGGCGGAAGGGCGACAAGACGUUGGAGGUAGAUCUCUGGGACGAUGUCGAGGAAGAUUUCCCAGAUGCUAUAUAUUCAUAG
Molecule: messenger RNA, 1410 nt
Organism: Bipolaris victoriae FI3
Lineage: Eukaryota; Fungi; Ascomycota; Dothideomycetes; Pleosporales; Pleosporaceae
Exons: 7
Coding region: 1-1410 (469 amino acids)
Source: RefSeq, a predicted model, not a curated record